This is a messenger RNA of Chara braunii, 749 nucleotides long. The record is from the annotation of a GenBank genome assembly. Lineage: Eukaryota; Viridiplantae; Streptophyta; Charophyceae; Charales; Characeae.
GCGUUUUCCCUCCCACCCAACCCUUUGCCUGCAUUCCCGACUUGCUACAGUGCCACGUCAUCAACAGUGCCAUGUCAGCAGUACCACGUCAGCAGGGCCCCGCCACCAUGACGGUCUCAGUUCUGGGCAUGCCAGACCCACUGGCCAAUGAGUCCAUUGUCGAGUAUCGAGAGCGGUUCCAGGCUCAGCUCGCACUGAUCGAGGCUGAGGAACAACGUCAGGCGGCAGCAGCUGAAAAGCAGCGACUUCACGCCGAAGCAGACGCAGAUACCCAGGCACGCCGCAAGGAGGCCCAGGAUCUGCUACAGCGGCACGAAGCUGCCAGCAUUGAAAAGCUCAAGUUCUGGCAUUUUGAACCAUCCGAGCACCACGAAGACGCGACACCGGAAGAGCAGCACAAGGAGUUUCUUGCCAAACUCGUGACCCGGUUGGUUUACACUUGUAACCACCUGCAGUCCAAGCUGGCAUAUCUCCGACGGGCGGUGCGGAACGACAAGGAUCUGCACGAGGAUGCUACACGGGCACUUGAUUCCCGUGUACAGGAGCAAGUUGCACCAAGACCAGAUGCUGGCGAGUCCAACAGUGCACCCUCUACCCGCCAAUUGGAGGAACGAGUUGACCACGUAGUUGCAAUGCUUGGCGACAUCAGCACCUUUGCUGCACCAGCCACCAUCAGCAAGUAGCUGGACACCUUGAAGACCGAGGUUCAACAACUGCACCAGCUGCCCAACAAGGAUGCUAACACCAGU